CCGAACCUUUGCAAUACUAGAAAAUCUACUCGUGGUGUAGUGACCAAAACGAUUUUUCGAUUUUCAAAUUUGAGAAAAUUUUCACAGUCGUAGUCUCAUAUACGUGAAAGUACAGACUGCGGCACACCGGCCACCUGAACUCCAGAAUUUUUCUCCCUGGUUUCCCUAUUCAUCUUGAAUCCCUCCCACUGGUUUCCCUUUUUUGGCUUAUAGUUUAUGGUAUUAAUUUAUUGGCCUUAGCAUUUACAUAACUAUUGGAAUGGAAGUUUUACGUUCUUCCCUCAGCAACACGGAUGAUCAUGUGGGUAUCCCAGAUGAUUUGCGUUGUAAGAGGUCGGAUGGUAAACAAUGGAGAUGUACAGCCAUGUCUAUGCCUGAUAAAACCGUAUGUGAGAAGCACUACAUUCAGGCGAAGAAGAGGGCAGCUAAUUCUGCUUUACGAGCUAGUCUAAAAAAAACAAAGAGGAAGCCUGCUGAUGAAAGUCUGAUUUAUUGGGAGAGUAAGAGUGAUGACAAGGAUAUGUCUUUUGCAGAGGCAGACGUUGAGGCUCUUCCACUGCCAAGUUUGGCUAAAAAUCCCAAGGAUAGGGGGGUGAAGAAUCAAGUCCUUUGUUCUCCUGAAUCUCCAUCAAUGAAGAAUUUGACAAUGCUGAAUUCAUUGAAUUCGGAUGAAGAUAUGCAGACAGAUUUGGAUUUUUUUGAUGAGAGUAGAAGGCCGUACCAGGCAUCACCUUCGUAUGCAAUAGAGUUCUCAAGGAACGUGUCACUGAAAAGCCCUGAUAAUGGUGCCAUGGCCACCAAUGAGGUUCAUUCUGACACCAGCACUGAUUCUCCUAAUGACACCAACGGACCUAUCUGCCAUCAGUGCCAUAGUAGAAGCAAAAGCUCAGUUAUUUGGUGCCUUAAAUGCGACAGAAAAGGGUAUUGUGGUAGCUGCAUCAGUACAUGGUAUAAUAAUAUCCCUUUGGAGGAGAUCCAAAGAGUUUGCCCUGCAUGUCGUGGCUUGUGUAAUUGUAAGAUGUGCUCCAGGGUAGAUAAUUUGAUAAAGGCAAAAAUAAGGGAGAUACCUGUACUGGAUAAGCUGCAAUACCUUUAUUGUUUGUUAUCUUCUGUGCUUCCUGUGGUCAAGCUGAUCCACCAACAACAGUGUGCUGAAGUGGAGUUAGAAAAGAAGCUUUGUGGAAUUGAUGUAAACCUUGAGAGGAAGAAAUUGAAUGCAGACGAGCAGAUGUGUUGUGAUUGCUGCAGAGUUCCGAUCGUUGAUUAUCAUCGUCACUGCUCAAAUUGUUCGUAUGAUCUUUGCCUUAGUUGUUGUGAUGAUCUUCGUAGUUCAACUCUGGCUGAAAGAAAAGAUGAUCCGGAUGAUACUUAUAGCUCUGAGAAAAAUCAGUUGGGUGAGAUUUUUAAAGAACAAGCGUCACCAAACCAUAGGCUUUUAAUGAGUGUAAAGAUUCCUGGCUGGAGAGCAAGUAAAGAUGGCAGUGUACCUUGUCUUCCUCGGGAACAUGGAGGUUGUGGCUCUUUUUUAUCUCUUCGGCGAAUUUUUAAGAUGAAUUGGGUCGCUAAAUUGGUGAAAAAUCUAGAGGAAAUGGUUAGCGGUUGCAAGGUUAAAGAAAUUAACAUUUCUUUAUACACCAGACAAAUGAACUCUAGGCUUCUUGAAUGUGCAUCACGCAAAGACAGUGAUGAUAAUUUCUUGUAUUGUCCAUCAGUUGAAGACAUUAAACAUGAUGGAGUUGUUUACUUUAGAAAACAUUGGGGGAAGGGUGAACCUAUCCUUGUCAAGCAGGUUUGUGAUGGUUCAUCAAGCACAAGCUGGGAUCCCAUGGUUAUUUGGAGAGAAAUUUGUGAAUCUAAUAAAGAGGGGAUGACUGAUGCUGGUGGAGUGGUGAAGGCGAUUGAUUGUCUAGAUUGGUCCGAGGUUGAUAUAGAACUUGGGCUAUUCAUGAAGGGAUACUCAGAGGGGCGCCUUCGUGAAAAUGGUUCUCCACAAAUGUUGAAGCUGAAAGAUUGGCCAUCACCAAGUGCAUCUGAGGAGUUCUUCUUGUAUCAAAGGCCUGAAUUUAUUAGUAAAAUCCCAUUUCUUGAAUUUAUUCAUUCCAAGUGGGGGCUUUUGAAUGUUGCUGCUAAACUGCCUCAUUAUUCCCUGCAAAAUGAUGUUGGACCAAAGAUAUUUAUUUCAUAUGGACUAUCUGAAGAGUUAGACAAAGGUGACUCAGUGACUAAUAUCCAUUUGAAUAUGCGUGAUAUGGUAUACCUCUUGGUGCAUUCUCAUGAAAUGAAAGUUAAAGGCUGGCAGCAGGAAAGCAUUGACAAGACACAGAAAGCUAGUGAGGAAACUAUGGAGCAAGAUUUUUCUGAAUAUAAAUGCAGGGACCUGAAGGAAAAGGCGACACUUGGGUCGCCCUUUCAAGGAGAUGAUAAAAGAGAUGUGAAUAGGGGUAAACUAGACAUAAAUUUAGAUGAGCAAAUAGAAGAUAUUGAAAGCAGGACAUUGGAGCGAGAACAUGAGCACAAGGAAAGAGGAUUGCUUUCUUCUGACACCCUUCCUGGAGCCAGUUGGGAUGUCUUUCGACGGGAGGAUAUUCUAAAGUUAAUUGAUUAUCUAAGAUCUCAUUGGCCGGAUUUUGGAAAGUCUACUAUGGUUACGAGCCCUCUUUUCUGUGAAUCAGUGUAUCUUAACAGUCACCAUAAAAGGAAACUAAAGGAGGAAUUUGGAAUUGAACCAUGGUCAUUUGACCAGUAUUUGGGCCAAGCUGUGUUUGUCCCUGCUGGAUGUCCAUUUCAAGUAAGGAAUCUUCAGUCCACAGUUCAGUUGGGUCUUGAUUUCUUGUCUCCUGAGAGCUUAGAGCAGGCGUUGAAAUUGGCUGAAGAGAUACGUUGUCUUCCAAAUGAUCAUGCUACAAAGCUUCAAAUGGUAGAGGUUGGAAAGAUAUCACUGUAUGCAGGUAGUUCCGCAAUUAAAGAGGUGCAGAAGUUGGUUCUUGAUCCAAAGUUUAGUGCUGAGUUUUUGUUUGAGGAUCGUAAUCUAACUGCGAUGGUUUCAGAAAAUCUGAAGAGAAUAAUGAAACAAAGACAAGUUGUCUGCUCAUAAAUCAACAUAAUUUGCUUAUCUGAACACUUCUGCUUUCUAUUUUAUAUUGAAUUCUGAAUUUCCUACAUGGUUUUAUGUCUGAAUCUCCACGAAAUAGCUGUCCCUUUUCUGAGGUUAAUCAAAUUAGGGUAGAGCGCAUACACGGGAAAUGUAUUUAUUAGUUCUUGCAAAGUAGAGAGGGCUAAUUACAGCUUUUUUCUAUCUCACUUAAUCCCUGCAUGAUGCCAUUGUAUUUGUAUUUUUGAGGGUUACGCUAUUUUAGUAUUAAAAAUUUCUUGUAAAUAGAACAUAUUUAACGACAUUUUCUUACCUUCUAAUUGUGGUUCUAAUUUUAUGACUUAGAUAAUAAUAGUUUUGUAGACAAUGGGUUUACCUUAUUAAAAUUUUUAUUUUUUCUGUCUUCA
Amaranthus tricolor (Joseph's coat) is the source of this 3498-nucleotide messenger RNA. Its product is annotated as E3 ubiquitin-protein ligase JMJ24. Gene Ontology annotation, molecular function: transcription coregulator activity; chromatin DNA binding; histone H3K9 demethylase activity. NCBI's taxonomy places the organism in Eukaryota, Viridiplantae, Streptophyta, Magnoliopsida, Caryophyllales, Amaranthaceae. The record is from RefSeq and is a predicted model, not a curated record. Gene Ontology annotation, cellular component: histone deacetylase complex; chromatin. The transcript has 14 exons. Gene Ontology annotation, biological process: regulation of transcription by RNA polymerase II. The coding region runs from base 260 to 3094 and encodes 944 amino acids.